This is a messenger RNA of Cucumis melo (muskmelon), 2360 nucleotides long. Its product is annotated as putative pentatricopeptide repeat-containing protein At1g09680. The record is from RefSeq and is a predicted model, not a curated record. The transcript has a single exon. Gene Ontology annotation, molecular function: protein binding. The coding region runs from base 78 to 1850 and encodes 590 amino acids. NCBI's taxonomy places the organism in Eukaryota, Viridiplantae, Streptophyta, Magnoliopsida, Cucurbitales, Cucurbitaceae.
ACUUUCCGGUUUCAUUCACUAUCAUUAAACACCGAUGAAAUUAAUAUUCCAAUCACAGCUCUCAUCGAAUCACAUCCAUGGCCAACAAUUCUUCCUUCAAACUCUCCAUUUCCCUCUCCAAACCUUCCUUCCGCUACUCCACAUGGCAUUCUCCACCACCGCCGGCAGCGGUGGCUGACCCUUUACUCGCCGCCGUCUCCACAGCCAUCAACAACGCCCAAACAAAGCCUCUCGCCUCUUCUCUCCGCCGCCUCCUCCCUUCCUUCAAACCCCACCAUUUUAUCGACCUCAUCAACCAUAAUCCUUUCUCUCUUUCCCCUCUCUCUCUCUUCUCAUUCUUCAAUUGGCUCUCUUCUAUGCCCACCUUUCGCCACACUUCUCAAUCCUACUGCGCUAUGGCCAAUUUCCUCUCUGCCCAUCAAAUGUUCGAAGAAUGUCAAUCGAUUAUACGAUUUCUUGUCUCCCGCAAAGGCAAGGACUCGGCGGCUUCCGUCUUUGCAGCGAUUCUUGACAUUGCAGGUACGCGUUGUUCGAAUUUUGUUUUUGAUGCUUUGAUGAUUGCAUAUUGGGAUUCCGGAUUCGUUUCCGAUGCUAUUCAGUGUUUUAGGUUGGUUAGGAAGAGCAAUUUUCAAAUCCCGUUUCAUGGUUGUGGGUACUUGCUUGAUAAAAUGAUGAAUUCGAACUCCCCUGUUACAAUUUGGACGUUUUAUUCAGAAAUUUUGGAUUCUGGGUUCCCGCCUAAUGUGAAGUAUUUCAAUAUUUUGAUCAAUAAGUUCUGUAAAGAGGGAAGUACUAGAGAUGCCAAGUUGAUUUUUGAUGAAAUUAGGAAGUGGGGUUUGCGUCCUACAACUGUUAGUUUCAAUACCUUGAUUAAUGGGCUCUGUAAAUCUAGAAAUUUAGAUGAGGGGUUUAGGUUGAAGAAGAUCAUGGAAGAGAAUAGAAUAUAUCCUGAUGUUUUCACUUACAGCGUUCUGAUUCAUAGAUUAUGUAAGGAAGGUAGGUUAGAUAAUGCAGAACAACUGUUUGAUGAAAUGCAGAAGAGAGGAUUGAGACCAAACGGCGUUACGUUCACCGCAUUGAUUGACGGGCAAUGUAAGAGGAGACAAAUUGACUCAGCUAUGAACACUUACCACCAAAUGUUAACCAUGGGAGUGAAACCAGAUUUGGUUAUGUACAAUACACUCUUAUAUGGCCUUUGCAAGGUUGGGGAUGUUAAUAAAGCUAGGAAGCUAAUUGAUGAAAUGAGAAUGGUGGGGAUGAAACCUGAUAAGAUCUCUUACACCACACUCAUAGAUGGUUAUUGCAAAGAGGGAGAUUUAGAAUCAGCCUUGGAGAUUAGGAAAGGGAUGAAUGAAGAAGGGGUUGUGCUGGAUAAUGUAGCAUUCACAGCCCUUAUUUCAGGUUUCUGUAGAGAUGGAAGGGUGAGGGAUGCAGAGAGGACCUUGAGGGAGAUGAUGGAAGCCGGUAUGAAACCCGAUGAUGCCACAUAUACUAUGGUAAUUGAUGGGUAUUGCAAGAAAGGCGAUGUAAAGACGGGGUUUAAGAUGCUGAAAGAGAUGCAAAUCAACGGCCAUAAGCCUGGUGUCAUAACUUAUAAUGUGCUUAUGAAUGGACUUUGCAAGCAAGGACAGAUGAAGAAUGCACAUAUGCUAUUGGAAGCAAUGCUUAAUUUAGGAGUAACUCCAGAUGACAUUACAUACAACAUUCUUUUGGAAGGGCACUGUAAAAAUGGAAAAGCAGAAGAUUUGCUUAAACUCAGAAAUGAGAAAGGACUCAUAAUAGAUUACGCGUAUUAUACUUCUUUAGUCGGUGAAUACGAUAAAUCCUUAAAGGAUCGUCAAAAGAGGUGAUGAAAGAUUUGUUGUUGAGUGCUAACUUCUUCAGUUUGCAAGAGAAUCCACAUUGUAGAUAAAGGGUUGUCUAUGCAUAAAGGAGCUUGGAACUUCUUAAAAAUUAAAAAAGAACUGAAGGAGAAGGACGAUGGGUUCAAUUUCAUGGCACCAAUCUAGAUGAGAUGUCAACUCUUACAACCUUUUUGAUAAUCGAAAUAUGGAAUGGUGGGUAGAGUUGGACAUUUAUCUCUCUAUAUUAGUCAAGGUGCACAUGUUCUGAAAUGAGAGAGAGAGAAAGCUUUGAGUAACUCUUCUUUUUAUACUGUUUGCAUAAUCGUCCAUGGACGAGCUUGAUUAUAGGGAGUAGUUUGAAAAUUUCUAUUUUUAUUUGAAAAUUGCUUUUCAUCUGUGUAUUGUAAAGCCCUCCCAGGUAGGCGCUAGAUGCAUGUCCACGCCUAAGGCUCAUUGAAACAUUUUUCAUUAUUUUUAAAAAUAUAAUAAUUAUUAGUGUUUUUCUUUCUUUAUUAA